Myotis lucifugus (little brown bat) is the source of this 1922-nucleotide messenger RNA. Its product is annotated as basic salivary proline-rich protein 2-like. The transcript is spliced from 2 exons. NCBI's taxonomy places the organism in Eukaryota, Metazoa, Chordata, Mammalia, Chiroptera, Vespertilionidae. The record is from RefSeq and is a predicted model, not a curated record. Bases 1176 to 1922 code for a protein of 248 amino acids.
CCAAAGGAUGGGCAGCAGCCUGUGAACUUGCAUUAUUGAAUGAUGACAACAUCACUGGGUCUGAGUGAGGGACCCAUACCUCAGGCCCCAGGGUGAGUCCUGCAGGAUAUUCAUUCCACCCCAUGGCCACCUAGGAAAUAGGGGCCAAAACCCUCCCGAGGUCACAGGACGUGUGAUGACUGGCUGCACAAGGCAGUCCUGGUGCUGGUUAAUCGCUCCAUAAAUGCCCUCUGAGGUCACUGUUAAGGGAUGCGCGGCUGCGGCACCCCCACUCCAGGCAGGUGACUUGGGCCUGUUUUCCUGGACUGUGCUGCUGACUCAGGCUCCCCUUCCCACGCCCCGCCUUCCGCCUUGCAGGCACCCCCAGGCGGAAGCACAGGGUUUGGAGCGGCAGAAAAAUGUCAGGGAGUCCGGCUGUGCACCCAGAAACCCAAUACCGUGGCCCAAGUGCGGGUGCGACCGAGUCGUCGACUAGGACAACCGUGACCUCGGGUUCGGUGGCAUUCCAUGAGCGCAGUCAUUGACGGGGCAAGUGGCCCAGGCCGGGCGGCACUCCUGGGCUCUGGCCCACUGGGAGGGGCGGGGAUGGCCUGCGUCACUGCCCGCCCGGCUCCCUCCCACCACCCCUGCCCGCCCAAACUCCACCCAGGGAAGGCGGCGCGGAUAAAGGUUCAGGGCCGCCGGUGCGGCCCCAUACCUACCCCGCCACGGCGCACUGGUUCUCGGCCCAGGUACAUUAAAGGACUGUGGUGACCUCGGACUGGCCGCGCCCGGUGAGUUGUGGGCGGGAUCUCGCGGGCCAAGGAGGGGUUCCCCGCUCUAGGCUUUUAAGGUGCCCCACUUUUCUUUGUUCUUGGGACAGGCAGGGUUUGGGAUACCUCCAGUCCUGGGAAGCACCCCUUCCCCCACGGGACGUGGAAUGGGUGGAGCGAGGCGCAGCCAGCACCCCCUUCACAGGACCUGGGCCCCUGCCCCACCCCCCUGUCACUCCCCCUCCCCGGAGUGACCUUGAGCUAGUUGCUGUUCCAGCCUGCUUUCCGGUGUGUACGGCCUCAAUUUUAUGCUUUAGAGGAUUCACACUAGCGAGUCUCUCCCCACGCCCGAAGUCGGUCAGCUUUGCCCCUGCCCGGGACAUUCUCGCGCCCCCUCCCCAGGACUCUCAGCAGCGCUCCCGGAUGGGGGCCGGCAGAGGGCGCGCCAGCGCUGCUGACUCACCGCAGCCCCGAGCAGAGCCGUGCGCGCGGGCCCCACCAGGGACGCCGCGUCACGUCAUAGCUCCGGCGGGUGCGACUCAAGAAGCAGGUCCAGCCCGCGAGACUGGGGUGGGACGCGAGGUAGCACCAGGGUCCCCCCGACACCGGCCACGUCACGAGAUGCAGGACUCGCCAUCAGCUCGUGGAGACCUCACGCCCCAAAGUCGAACCUUCCCGCGAGCCGCCGAACAUGGCCCAGCCACGAGGCGCGGGUAUUGCCCCUCGCUUCCGCUCGCGGUAGCUUCCCGGACGGACGCGGGAGAGGUCACGCGACAUCCUGCCCAUCCUGGCGCGGGGACAAAGCCGGCCCUCACGCCACACAGCUCCGGGAAGAGGUCCCGAGUCCUCCCGGGCCGCUCGCCCUUUGUUGUGGGCACCAGGCCUUAUGAAUGGCCCCCGGCGCGGGCGGGGGCGUGGGGGCCGGCUUCUGCGGCUCCAGCUCCGCCCCCGCCGCGCUCCCCUUGGCCACCGGGGCAGGGGCGGGGCCAGGGGCGGGCCCUGCGGCCACGUGGGGCAGCGCCGCGGCUACAGCCAUUGGCCGGUAAGCGCAGCCCACUAGGCCUUCGGCGCGCGCUGAUUGGCCGGCGCGGGCCGGCAGAAUCUUCGGAGCGGCGGCGGCGACUGUUGCUAAGGGAGGUGACGCGCCGAGAAACGCGGCCCGACUUAUAG